This is a messenger RNA of Orbicella faveolata, 2647 nucleotides long. RefSeq names its product N-acetylgalactosamine kinase-like. The record is from RefSeq and is a predicted model, not a curated record. Lineage: Eukaryota; Metazoa; Cnidaria; Anthozoa; Scleractinia; Merulinidae. Gene Ontology annotation, cellular component: cytosol; cytoplasm. Gene Ontology annotation, molecular function: galactokinase activity; ATP binding. Gene Ontology annotation, biological process: galactose metabolic process; carbohydrate phosphorylation.
UUUCGAUUGGGCCAAGUAAUCAAAAUGGCGGAUAAUGGGAGCGGCGUUUGUAGCCCGCCAUUGUUUUCCUCCUUAGAAAAGGUUUAUUUCGCUUCUACAGCAAAGGCAACUUCCAGAUAUGAAAAGAUCAAAGGAACAUUUUUAAACAAGUAUGGUUCUCCUCCUGAAUUCUAUGCCAGAGCUCCAGGGAGAGUGAAUAUUAUUGGAGAACAUAUAGAUUACUGUGGCUAUGGAGUAUUACCAAUGGCUGUGGAACAGGAUAUUGUGAUAGCCGUAGCACCUAAUGAUCAGAAAACACUCAAUAUAUCCAAUACAUUCAAUGAUUUUCAAGAUUUUAGUACUAGCUGUGAAUAUUACAAAAUUGAUGGGAAGGAGUGGUACCACUAUUUCCUCUGUGGUUAUAAGGGACUACUGGACCACAUGAAGAUUACAUCUCCAGUAGGCUUGAACCUUGUUGUGGAUGGAACUGUACCAAAGAGUGCAGGGUUGUCUAGUUCGUCUGCUCUGGUCUGCUGCUCAGGACUGGCAACAGUUCAUGCUAAUGGACUUGAACUGAGUAAGCAUGAACUUGCAGAGGUUUGCACGAAAUGUGAACGUUAUAUUGGAACUGAAGGUGGAGGUAUGGACCAAUCCAUUUCAUUUUUGGCUGAACCAGGAACAGCUAAGCACAUCGAGUUUGAUCCCAUCAGGGCAUAUGACGUCACUCUCCCAGACGGUAUUGUGUUUGUGAUCGCAAAUAGCUUGGUGGAAAUGAAGAAAUCUGCAACAGCUGGGACGCAUUUUAACGCCAGAGUUGUAGAGUGUCGGUUAGCGGCCAAGGUGUUGGCUAAAGAAAGCGGCCUGGAUUGGAAAAGUGUGCGACGUUUGAGUGAGGUACAGCAAGGCAAAGAAAAGAGCUUGGAUGAAAUGGUACAGAUGGUCGACUCAUGUCUUCAUUCAGAGCCCUACACAAAGGAAGAGCUUUGCAAAUUUUUUGAACUCUCGGAGGAAGAGUUGAUCAACCAGUGCAUGAGUCCCUCAACUGCGGGUGUAAAUAGCUUUAAACUUCACGACCGAGCCAAGCAUGUCUACUCUGAAGCGUCUCGAGUGCUCAAGUUUAAAAACGUCUGCGAGGAAAAACCUGCUAACGCUGUUCAGGUUCUGGGAGGCCUGAUGAACGAGAGCCACGACAGCUGUAGUAAGAUGUACGAGUGCAGUUGUGAGGAACUCGACCAGUUGGUGAAUCUCUGCAGGCAAGCUGGCGCAGUUGGUUCCAGGCUCACAGGAGCGGGAUGGGGCGGUUGCACAGUAUCACUGGUACCUGUUGACGUCAUCGAUGAUUUCAUGAAAAAAGUGCAUGACGGGUACUAUGCCGCUGACCCUGAGAAACUUCAACGAGUAUCGGAGAGUCUGUUUGUUACUCAGCCAGGGAGUGGUGCGGCAAUAUUAAAGCUUAACUAACGGAUAAUUUUAAAGAUUUAUGGGAAGAGAACGUAGAGGGGUAAAAGAUUUUUUUAAGAGACACGAGACAGUCUAUUUGUUCACAGAGAAGUUAGUUUGGGUUUUUAUUUUGUCAGUUUUCUUUCAGUAGAACUUUAGGCAGGUAGACAUGCAUGUAGGUAUGUAGGUAGAGUUUUGUUUUCUUUGCGAAUAUUCCAGAACGUCAUUAAAUAGAAGGGCAUUUUUCCUUGAUGAGGGCAUCAGGUUUAUGUUUAAGGCCCCGCCAGUCCACACUACGCCGGAGAAAUUUGAAAACGGGGUUUUCACUCUGAAAACGCAGCAAAUGUUUUCCGUUCACACUUGGUCGGGAGAAAUGUGAAAACGCAACAAUCACCAGUCGUUUUGGAAUUGCUUGAGGAAAGCUCUGUUUUUGUCACGGAUUAGUGUGGACGGCAGGCCUAACCGUAGAAAUAAAGCUGCGUUUUCAAAUUUCUUCGGCGUAGUGUGGACGAGACGUAAAGGUUAGGAGCAGAUUACGGUUAAGACGUGGUAUAGGAGUUUGUUUGAAUUAUCAGCCCCAGGAAUUUGAUUGAUUUCAACAAAAGCGGUUUUCUGAUGCCAUUGAAAUACAAUUUUGUUUUCGCUGUUUAAUUGGUUUUCUUCGUUUACUGUUCGUGCAACGUACUCAGCCAAUGAAAGAAAGGAUGGAGAACCUUUUAGCCAAUCAAGUCCAAGCUAAAACCAGUCGUGAUUGGCUUAGUAGUUUUCCCGCGCUUUCUGUUGAAGAUUACGCUCAGUCUAUGGCACGACUUCCUAAAAGAAAACUGCUCUAUGAUAGCCUGUCAAUGAUCUUCAUAAGGAAACUACUCUUUACAAUUUAGGACUUUGAAUUCCAUAAAAGAGGCAAUUUAAGAUUUUUAAGUUAUUAGAGAAAGCUAUCAAAGAUGGUAUUGCAAAAAGGCUUUAUUGCCCUGUUUUUCAUUUUUUAUUCGUGAACGUUGUUGAACAAACUACAGCGUAGCUAACGGUAAAUAAAUAGUCCAUGAAGUGAAGUCUAUAAAGAGAAAAACAUUUUGAAAAACUUUCAAAAACAAAGUCUGAUUCGCACUUCAAAUCACAACAUUUUCACUUGAUCUUGUUUACAGCUACAGAUGUAAGUAAUUUGAUUAAACUUUAUCUAUUCAGACACCAAGGGAAAAAAACUAAUAAAUCAUAUUUUCUAACUACU